Daphnia pulicaria is the source of this 1924-nucleotide messenger RNA. RefSeq lists its product as uncharacterized. The coding region runs from base 235 to 1878 and encodes 547 amino acids. Gene Ontology annotation, molecular function: protein binding. The transcript has 5 exons. Lineage: Eukaryota; Metazoa; Arthropoda; Branchiopoda; Diplostraca; Daphniidae. The record is from RefSeq and is a predicted model, not a curated record.
AAGUCGCGGGAUAAUGUCAACAAUGUGGUCGCCAGGCAGUUUGAAAGUGUGGUCGGGUAUAAUGACUCCACUUUGCAUCUUUUCUCAAUUACCAACCCAGAAAAAUCACAGGCAUUAUCUUUUGAGGUAAAUAUUGUGUCGACUUGGUUUUCAUCUAAAGGAAUUUUUGCAAUACUGGGUUGUAAUACGAUUGCCUUCAUCACUAAAACGAAAGAGAUAUGGAAAACAAAAUCAAUGUACAACUUUGAAUUGAAUGAAAAGAAAAUAGUUGCAUGCUUCUCAUUACCUACUGGCAUAAUUAUCUUCAUUCAACAGGCUGAUUGCCUUGUUGUUGGGUUAUCUAAAAAUCCACCAGAAUGGCACCAGAUUGCCAGACUUGACUGCCUGGAGGCAGCUGAAAGUGUGUAUGCCUGUCUCUCACCCUUAUCAGAACCUCAGUCUUCUGUAAUUUUGAUAGGGACUCGAGAUGGUCAUGUCUACCAACUGCAAAUAAGCAAGCAAAAUUUAACACUUUUGUGUGAUAUUCAACAACCUGUUACAUCCAUUUUGAAUGUAGACAGCCAAACAACAGUCAUUGUGGGAAAGUAUGGGAAAAUUGCCAUGCUCAAUGGAUCAACCAAAGAGACAUUGAUUUCAUUUUCACCAACAGCUGUUGAAGAUUGCUUCUAUUCUAAACAAAAGCUAUACCUGAUGGGCUCUAACCAACUGCUAUCUAUGGAAAUGAAAAGCUCAGCUGAAACCGGCUUUCUAAGUGAUGCGAAUUAUUGCAAAGUCAAAUUUAUUCGAUCCGUCCACGUAAACGAAGAAACUGUUUUCAUCUUAACCGAAAAUGGAACCAUCUACCAAAGUAGUCUCGUGUUUGGAUCCAAUGAAGACAAACCACGUCGUGAACGCAGCGGUGCCGAAGUCAAGCCAAUUUUGCAGGAGAUUCAUCGCUGUGCCGAUCAAACGAAAGCUUUGAGCGCUAUUAGCGAUCGUGUUCUCCUUGAUGUCGCCCAGUUCUCUGUAGCACUACACAUAGUCAAUCAAAACGUCAGCAAUAGCUUUCCGGUCACAAUCCGAAGUUUCUCCGAUCCUCACAGUCCUCGAAGCCAGAACUUGAUUGUAUCUAUUACCAACAAGUCCGCAUGGAAUCUGUCAUCAUUGCACUGGUCUUUUCAAAUCUGUGCCCAACGAAUCAAUCAAAGUUCUCUUUUGCUCAGAGAAGAAUGGAAAACAGGUGAUAUGGUGGAGCUGGAACAUCAUUUGGUCCUUCCGGACGACACAUUUGGGGCAGAAGUCAAGACAUCUCUCAUCUUCCGCGUGGUGGACCUGAAAAAGCAUCCUGAGCCGCAAUCCCUUUGCUUUUUCCCGUUAUCUACUAUUAAACUCUCCGUGCUGGAUUUUUUAGAACCGGUUGCGGCCAAUUUAUUUGACGAGAAAAAUAAUGUUUCAGACGUGUUGGGAUUCAGCCGCACCCAAAUUAGAGGCUGCCCGUGGCCGAUCCUACUGCAACAGAGUUGGCAUCGUGGCUUCGCCCAAAAAUUUGGUUAUACCUCUCCGUUGCAGAUAGUUGUACGUUGUGGAUCGCAUUUAGUGCGGAUGAUUUUGAAGGAAGAUGAGAACCAUUCAGACAAGAUAUGGAUACUCCGAAUCGAAACCUCCAACUCAAAUCUUUUGCGCUUAUUGUGUACUGAAAUUUUCCAGUUGCUCGAAGCUCGUCAUCCGCUUACCAAGUCGGACGUUGUCAACAUUCCAAGCUAUGUCCUCGCUCAACUGCAGAAUCUGAGAGGACGACACAAUUAUCUCCAAAGCCUUAGUAAUUGGGAUGAGUCGGAUAUGGAGCCGUUGGUGGAAGAAUUUCGUCUUCUCAUGGCCAAGCAGUUUUCUGUUCGAUGAGCACACAAAUGUUGCAAUAAAUGCCAGUAAUCAUUAUCAACCCCAA